AGUCUUAGACAAAGCUAGAGUAAGAUGCGCAGGCAGGGUAAUAUGUUGGAUACCGUGCCCACUACCCACAUUAACGGGCCUCGUAAAAUCAAUUCCGACGUCUCCUAAAGAGUUGUUCCUUCGUCUCAUAUCACAAGCUCGAAACCGUUACAGUAAAAACUGAGCGUUAGGAACUCGGAAACAGAGAUUUGCUCUACUGUUAUAUUCGCAACUUGUAAAUGUUAAAACUUUCGUCAGUUUCUGCUAGAAGUAACCCGAAUGAACUACGAAGUUCUUUAAUAUCAGCAUUUGAUCAAUGCAAAUCAAUGAUACAAUUAAAGCAAAUUCAUGCUUUAAUAAUCUCUUUUGGUCUCACAGAUGAUGAGUUAUUCUCUUCUAAAAUUCUUUCUGCUACAGCAAUAUCUGAAUUCGGCGAUAUCGAGUACUCAUACAAAGUCUUUCGCCAACUCAUAAAUCCUAGUAUAUUUAGUUGGAAUACAAUUAUAAGAGGUUACUCAAAGAGUAAGAACCCGAAUCGUUGUAUCUCUAUAUACAAUGAAAUGUCAAGAAUUGGGAUAUCUGCAGAUCAUUUCACUUUCCCUUUUCUAGCUAAAGCUUGUUCUAGAUUAUCGUCGAUUCGAGUUGGGUUAUCGGUUCAUAGUUUAGUUGGUAAAACUGGGUUCGAAUUAGAUAAGUUCAUUCAGAAUUCUUUGAUUCAUAUGUAUUCUUCUCGAGGCGAUAUAGUUUCAGCUCGUAAGCUGUUUGACGAAAUGCCUUACAAAAAUUCUGUUUCUUGGAAUUCAAUGGUUGAUGGUUAUGCUAAGUGCCGUGACUUGGUUUCUGCUCGUCAGAUAUUUGAAGCAAUGCCGGAGAAAGAUGUUAUUACCUGGAGCUCGUUGAUAGAUGGGUAUGUGAAGAGUGGUAAUCAUAACGAAGCCUUAGAAAUUUUCGAGAGGAUGAGAUCUGAAGGACUGAGGGCAAAUGAGGUUACCAUGGUGAGUGUCUUGUGUGCUUGUGCACAUCUCGGCGCGCUAGAGAAAGGGAAAAUGAUGCAUAAUUACGUGAAAGAAAACAAGUUGCCUUUAACUCUUGUGUUACAAACUUCUAUUAUAGAUAUGUAUGCAAAAUGUGGGGCGAUAGAGGACGCUUUUGCUGUGUUUCAUGAGGUUCCUGCUUGUCGAACCGAUGUUCUGUUAUGGAAUUCAAUGAUUGGGGGGCUUGCAAAUCAUGGUUAUGUUGAAGAAUCUCUAGAAUUGUUUAAAAGAAUGCAAACACUAAAGCAUGUAAUCCCGGAUGAAAUUACUUACUUGAAUUUAUUGAGUGCUUGUGCCCAUGGAGGAUUAGUUGAAGAAGCUUCGCAAUUUUUCAAAUCCAUAACCGCACAUGGGAUGAUGCCAAUGCUCGAGCAUUAUGCAUGUAUGGUGGAUGUUUUAAGUCGUGCAGGUCAUAUAGAUGAAGCAUUCAAAUUUUUAAACGAACUGCCAGUCGAACCAAGUGCGUCAAUGUUGGGUGCAUUACUCAAUGGCUGUAGUAAUUAUGGAAGAUUAGAUAUUGGAGAAAUCGUGGGGAGAAUGCUUGUACAAUUAGAACCCAAUCACGAUGGAAGGUAUGUUGGAUUGUCAAAUGUUUACGCAGUUGGUGGAAGAUGGAAAGAAGCUAGGGAAAUGAGAGCAACAAUGGAGAAAAGAGGAGUUAAGAAAUCACCUGGGUGCAGCUCUGUCGAAGUUGGUGGAGUUCUUCAUAAGUUUAUUGCCCAUGAUAAAACUCAUCCUCAAAUGACAAGCGUAUGUGAAAUGUUGAACGAAAUUGUAGAGGAAAUGAGAUUUCAGCCUGAUUUACAGACUCGAGAACAGUGUUUGUAUAAUAUAUGAAAUGAUGAUUGAGUAAAGUUUCACAUUUGUCUACUUAAAAUCACAGCAUUAUUUCAUACUUUAAAAUAUAGAGCUGUUUUGUCUU
This is a messenger RNA of Papaver somniferum (opium poppy), 1935 nucleotides long. RefSeq names its product pentatricopeptide repeat-containing protein At5g08305-like. Gene Ontology annotation, molecular function: RNA binding; protein binding. The transcript has a single exon. NCBI's taxonomy places the organism in Eukaryota, Viridiplantae, Streptophyta, Magnoliopsida, Ranunculales, Papaveraceae. Gene Ontology annotation, biological process: RNA modification. The record is from RefSeq and is a predicted model, not a curated record. The coding region runs from base 219 to 1850 and encodes 543 amino acids.